AUGGAGUCGAUGCCAGAAGGAUGUAUUGCUGCCAUAUUGUCUCGUACCACUCCGGUGGAUGCCGCCAGGAUCUCCCUCGUUUCUAAGGUCUUCCGCUCCGCUGCCGAUUCUGACGCUGUCUGGGAUCGUUUUCUCCCUUCUGAUUCUCAUUCCAUUGUUUCCCAAUCUCCUUCUCGUGCUAAAGCUUCAUCAAAGAAAGCCUUCUACCUCGAUCUCUCUGAUCACCCUGUCGUCAUCGACGAUGGUAAAAAGAGCUUUCAAUUGAAAAAAAAGAGUGGGAAGAAGUGCUUCAUGCUUGGUGCUAAAGCUCUAUUCAUUGCUUGGGAUAACGGUGAACAUGACUGGUCCUGGACAACGCUCCCAGAGUCAAGGUUUCCUGAAGUUGGUGUGCUUCGGCAUUUGUGCUGGCUUGAAAUUCAUGGGAUGAUAAACACAUUUUCCUUGUCCCCAAAUACCCUGUAUGGAGCUUUUCUUGUGUUCAAGAUUAUUGAUGUCGUUCAAAAAUUUCUUGUGGUGUUAGCAGUCAGAAAAAUAGGCAGUCAUAUUAUGACUAAAAUUGCCUAUUUGAAUCCAGACUCAUUGGAACGCGAGGCGCCCGGACGAUUUUCGCGUGUGAGAAGCGAUGAUUGGUUGGAGAUUGAGAUGGGUGAGUUCUUCAAUUCAGGCCUGGAAGAUGAUGAAGUUCAGAUGAGUGUUGUGCGGUUAGAUGGUUGUUGGAAUACCAGCCUCAUUAUUGAAGGAAUAGAAGUUAGGCCUAAGGAUGACAAUUAAGCAAACUCACUGAACUCUGCAUACGUAGGUCUUGUGUCUUGUGUCUUGGAUGACAUAUAGUGCUUGCUGGUUUGAAACUUCAAGUUUUGAACGUACCAUGUGCAUGUGAUGUCUUCUUGUGACAGACUAUAUUGCUCAUCAUAAUUCU
Molecule: messenger RNA, 919 nt
Organism: Lotus japonicus
Lineage: Eukaryota; Viridiplantae; Streptophyta; Magnoliopsida; Fabales; Fabaceae
Product: putative F-box protein PP2-B12
Exons: 3
Coding region: 1-771 (256 amino acids)
Molecular function (GO): protein binding
Source: RefSeq, a predicted model, not a curated record